Oryzias melastigma (Indian medaka) is the source of this 5517-nucleotide messenger RNA. RefSeq lists its product as uncharacterized. The record is from RefSeq and is a predicted model, not a curated record. The transcript has 3 exons. The coding region runs from base 1871 to 3727 and encodes 618 amino acids. NCBI's taxonomy places the organism in Eukaryota, Metazoa, Chordata, Actinopteri, Beloniformes, Adrianichthyidae.
GUAGUCUUAGUUUGGUGGCUUUGUUUGUUUGUUUUCUUUAGGUAGUUUUGGUUAGGCAGACAUUAGAAGGGAGCUCCUGACUCUGCCGGUCGACAUGUCUUGGUCAGCAGUCUCUCUGACUUAUUUUAUGUUCGGCCAACGAGCCACCAUGGAGAGAUAAAAGAGCCACAUGUGGAUCUGGAGCUGCAGGUUGCAAACCUCUGGUUUAAGGGGCCACAUGUGGCCCCCGGACGUAGUUUGCCCACUCCUGUCAAAUUGUAGGAAAUGUUGACUUUUUCUCUGGAGAUGUAUUUUUGGUAUUGAAAGCUGCUUCCCAAAUAUCUUCAAGAAUUCUUUUGAGAAUAGAAAAUCCUCUUUUUUUAUUUGGAACCAGAGAAAAAGUGUGACCAACAAUGAAUGUUUGCCAACAAAGAAACGAUUAAAGGUUAUUUCACAGAGAAAUUUUCUUCUCACAAAAGCUACAUUCAAUUCUUCUUUCAACGCCGCUUCAUUGAAUCAGACUCAAUUGUGUGACGCAGCGUGUUAUGUGCAACAAGAGGCUUUAAAAGAUUAAGAGUGACUGCUUUAUUGCUCCCUCUUCUCCCUGCUUUUUGCUCUUAAUCCAGACUAAUGGUCACUGCAGGCUGACAGCACUCUUUCAACAGCCACCGUCUUAUCCUGGAGAUUACAUCAAUCCAGAGUCUGUAUUAUCUCCUGUGCCGUGUACAGUAUGACAGCGGAUGAAGUCAUACUUUAGCAGAACCUGAAGAGUUGACGGCUCCGCUGACAGAUCCUGAGUGUCUCAUUGUUGAGUGACAUCAAACUGUCGGGGUUUUUGUGGCGCUCUGCUGGGGCUCUUUCAUUUCACAUGCAGCCAAAGAGGGAGGUACCCACCAAUGCAGCAGCGACGGAGACAGAAAGCACCUAGGAGGCAUCCUUGAGUUUGUCAGACGCAAGGAAUCUAAUCCAGACAGCCAUAAAUUUGAAUUUAAAUGAGAAAUCCCAAAAUAGGAGCGGCCUGUGUUUAAUUGGAACAAAUGGAAGUUGGAUGUCUGUCAGAAAAUGAAACAGGGAAACAACAGGGACCCGAACGCCAUGCUACUUGUUGACAGUUAAUAUAAGCCGUGCCAACAGGCAGGCUGUUGUUUGCAGCUGGGCAGCUUAUAGUUUCUGUCAAACCGGAGCUGAUCUCCGUUCUUGCAGGCCACAAUUAAAUGCCCCCUUCUCCUUCAUCCCUGGCUGUUGCCUCCUCCCCCUUUAAACCCCCUCUGGUGUCCUGAGCAGCAUUUAAUUGUGAGGGGCUGAGCCGAGUAAAGGAGUAAUCAGAUGAGAACAGAGGCAGGAGGAGUCACAUUUGCUAAAGGGGGAUUAAUAACACUGGCAUCUUGAUUGAACUUCAGCUGCAAAUUGGAGGUGGAGCUGGGGAGUUGGAGUGGGGGGGGGUCAAUGAUCCAGAAGGGGAGGAGACGAAAAGACGAUAAGAGCAGAGAGGAGGCAGAGAUGGGGUAGGGAGCAGAGAAAAAAUAAAAAGGGAGCGGAGAGAGGGAGUGGGAGGAAGAAAGAGCGAGGAUAGGAGGCGCAGCGCAAUGCAGUCGGGAGGGGGGAGACAGGGAUGUAGAGGCAGGAAGCCUCCACUGCCAUCGCACCAGUAAAACGCAGGCGGCACAGAGGGAAGACAGCGGCGGAAGCUCUCCGGUGAUGGGAUGAGGGGCUCAGGAGCGCCGCAGCGGAGGGAAGAGUGGGAGGCGGCACAUCCAGGAACAAGCAUCGGCAACGAGCAUCGGGAUCGGAGCUGAGGGGGGAGAGAAACUGGAGAAAAAGUUUGGGAGAAGGAGGCUGAUGGAGGAGGAGGGUAUCUUUACUUUAAGUUCUUCUCCAUCCUCCGAUCACCAUGUUCUCCGACAGCGGGGAGCAAAAAGGGUUCAAGUCCCCCCACUUCAUCCCGUGGUUGCGCAAUAGUCUGAAGGCUCAUCACAGCAGCGGCGACCUGGGGCUCAACGGACCGUUCCGGUCCGGUUCCGAGGCCAGGAGCAACCUGGAGAAACCCAAAGGGAUCAGCUUUUUCUCCAUCCCCGGAAAGGGUCGGGCAAAGAAGGGGGAACUUCGGUGCAAUGGCAUGGUGGUGCUGCGGGGGCAUCACAAACUGCCGGGCAAGCAGAAGGAGGACAGCAAGUGGAACCAGACCAAAGAGGUGGACCCCAAAGAUGGACCGCGAGGCCUGCAGGAUGCUGCCCGGGACAGACACCGGAGCUCGCAUCAGCACCAGAGUGAAGGCACUUCCGUCAGGAAAUAUGGGCCUCUAGUGGGACCUCCUCCCACUCCUGUCUCAGAGGAGUCAAACUGCAACCUGCCUGUUGCUCUGUGCACGGACGAGAGGACAGGAAAGCUGCUGGACUACACCAGCCACACCACAUACCGCCACAGAGACCUCCACUCCUCCAUCUGGCUGAGCUCAGACACUCAGGGACUGAUCGAGCGGCAGCAGGGGUUCAGCUCCACCUUCAGCUACAUCAACAAACACAGCAGGAACCUGGAGAGUCUGGACCCGGGAGCCUUGAAGGAUCCACCCGGACCUGCAAACGGGCUUGUCUUCUCUGCAGAGUUUCCCAGCAGAGGCUUGGGAUGCACCGCGACUCUAAGAGGCCCGAGGAAAGCCAGGACGAACCCAAUCCCAGACCAGAACCAGACGUGGGCACGCCACAGACUAAACAAAGAGGCGGUGUCUGAGAGCAGAGAGGCGGGCUGCAGCAGGAAGGUGGUGAGGAACCAGAUCAAACGAGUGGUGGACAAUCUGGAGAAGGUUCUGAAGGCUCUGAGGGAUGUUCAGGAGGAGAUGAAAGAGGUGGUGCAACAGAUUGACUCUCUGACCUCCUCCAUUGAUCUGAAUGAAGAGGAGCAGCAGGAUUGUGGAGGAGACCCCAAGCCUCCCAGCGACUGCAGCUACAGUUCUGGUUCCAGCUUCGCCCAUCAGAGGUCUACUAAUGCUGCAGACUCGUGUGGAACCCUCAGGAGGGAACAUCCCAGCAGGAGGGAACAUCCCAGCAGGAGCCAGUCUCCACAGAACCUGCAGACGGCCCGGAUUACCUCUGGGUUUCUGUCAGAGAGCAGCCGGACUCUCCGCUUUACUUCCGGUCCGGUGUUUUCUCCCAAAAAAGCUGGAUUGAAGAACCUAUCCACGUUAAGUUCUUCCCAACUUCCAAACAUGAACUUCAGUGAUCACACUUUGUCCCCCCAAAGAAGUCUUCCCGGUCGGCCUCCAACUCCCGGUCUUUCUCCGAUCACCGUCAGCCUCCAUCCUGGCUCCCAGCCUCACUCGCCUGGGGCGUCCUCCUCCAUUAGGAUCAACCCCGCGUCCCCUCCCUCUCGGCUGUCUCCGCAGCCCCCUGCCCUCAGUCCUUCUGUCAUCAUAGAGACUAAAGUGGGGCCUUAUCAGACCUCACAGAGCGACCUCUCAUCUGCCGCCGCACUCACUCCAUCACCGAUCCACCCUCAGUCCGCCAGCUGCCCUCCCACAGACUCCGACAUCCAACCUGCGCCGCUCGCUGACAGAGAGCAACGAGCGUCCUCAGCGGGCCCUUCUCAUCUGUGCUCCACCGCAGAUAAACCACCCACGGCACAAGGUCGCGGAGGUCGCAAGCCACCACCUUACCCCCACAACAGGCUCUCUCAGCUCACAAAGAAAGUGAAGGAGCCCCGCAAGGCUCCCCCUUACCCCGAGAAAAGGAGGCUGCUCUCGACCACGGUGUGAGACAAAGCAGCGCAGGGAGGAGGCUGAUCGAAAAGAGCCAUAUUUACAGCACCAGCCACAUGUCUGCGGGAGCAGGGGGAGAUUUAGGGCUCACCACGUCGAGCUGACAACAAGUUUCCAAGGUGACAGGAUGCAAAUGCAACUUAGGGAGGAGGAGGAGGAGGAGGAGGAAGAGCUCGCAGAGGAGACACGAGGAAGCAGUGUGUCAAGGUGUGCCAUGUUUCACGGAGCAAACCGUGACUCAGCAGGAGUCCAGGCAUUCGCCUUCAUCACUUCCACCAUGACGGGGCCACAAAAAUGAUCCCAUCAUGUAAACAUGGAAGAACUAGAGCAGGGAUCUGCAACCUCAUAACCUUUUAGAGAGGGUCUCUGGUUCAAGAAAAUACAAUUUUCUUUCUAAAUGCUCAUUUGAAUGAAAAUUUCACCCCGCCACAAACUCAAAAACUUACCAAAAUUUGCACCUAGUUACCAGAGAUUCAAGCUUAAGGAACGACGACCCGCAAAAAAAAAAAUGACCUCACACUGGGAGAAACCAGAAUCUCUUAUGGGGCUCAAUUUUUUUAAAUCUAUGAACAAACUCACAUGUUGGAGAUAUCUAAAGGAAUUCUUUUUAAGUAUUAAAGGUGCGAAAUUUGGUGAUUUUCACAUUUUCACCCAAUAUGGGAAAAGAACAUUUUGUUCUAGAAAGUUCACCAACACCACAGCUAUGUCCGAGUUCCUUCACUACUCACUAAAUAGUGCAUUCACCAUUUUCUAGUGCUAUCUGAAUCUACCAUUUCACAAUCGAGAGCACUAGAAAUUUCCCAGAAGUCAUUGCGAAAAUCUACCGUGCAUCUCUGAAUAUAGACCACAAUGCAUUGCGGUCAAACAAUUUUUGCAAAAAAACAUGUUUAAAUGUAAUUUUAAUGAUGAUCCUAAACCAUCAAGGUCAUAUCAUCCAGUUAACAGCAGUAGAGAAAAGAAUGACUAAAGAAAAUAUAAUUUUUAUGACUUUGCUUGUUUAAAUUUUUAAUUGGAGUAGAUUUGGUGAUUCUAUCAGAAAAAGGGUCUCUUAUUUUGAAAGGAACUCACUGCUUAAAAAGCAAAAAAAAGUUUCAUAUUUGAAAAUAAAUCCUAUCUUCUAUGUUUUGUUCAUACCAAAAAGCAACAGGUUAUUCAGUUAUUUUUAUCAAGUAAAGCAAAAGUUUAGCAAAGUAAAAGCCCAAAUUAAUUUAGUGAAUGAAGUGUUAAAGGUUGCAGACCUCUGGUUUAGAGGAACUGAUGGUAGUAAAAGUACAGGUGGCAGUAAAGGGGAAAUUAAUAUGUCGGAUUAGGAGGAACUACAUCUGAAGAAAAUACACAAACUUAUUCGUAAAAAUUGUGUGUUUGGUCUUUCCAUUCACUGAAAUAACUAGGAAAGCUUAAUAUUUUAGACAAUCAGUAAAAAGCUAUAAAUAAAACUGAGUUAUUUUGCUUUAAUGAUAGAGAUGGGAGACUGUUGAUUGAAUUUAAAAGGAGAAAAUUGGGGGCAGAAUGGAUUUUCUCCUUUCUAACAGUGAACUGAAAUGGUGCAAAACAUGAACACAAAGCUGUCAAUCAAAGCUGGAUAAUGUUAUUGAAUGUUGAGUUGUGACAAUCAUAAAAAAGUUACAGAAAUGUUUGUGGGAACGCUCAAACAUUCCAGGAGUUGAAUCUGCAGAAGCGAAUAUUGGAAACAUUGAUCUGCAGAAACUUUUAGGAUUUUUGAUACAAACACCGAUCAAAAAAUUGAUCUUUUUUCUGAAUACAAUCAAUAAAAAAUUAAAAAUAUA